AUGCGCAAUCCAUCGUCUCUCGAGACAGACGGAUGUAUUGGUUUUUAUCCUCUCUUUUUCGCUGGCAAGGCCAAGAGUGGGGAACUAGGCGCAGCCCUAGUUCUCCAUCCAGGCCGUAGCGCACCGCGCUACUCCAUCUUCACCGAGACAGACGGAUGUAUUGGUUUAUCCUCUCCUUUGACACUGCUAGCAAGGCUGAGAGGGGGAACUAGACGUCCGGGCAGACCGCCUGGGCAGCCCCAGUUCUCUAGACAGACGGAUGUAUUCCCUUCUUUUGACAGGGGCAAGGCCCGUAGCGCACCGCAACCCCAUCGUCUCUCGAGACAGACGGAUGUAUUGGUUUAUCCCUCCUUGGACACUGCUAGCAAGGCCGAGAGGGGGAACCAGACGACCGUUGCGGCACCAUGCAACCCACUGUCUCUCGAGACAGACGGAUGUAUUGGUUUAUCCUCUCCUCUUUGGACACUGCUAGAAUGCCGAGAGGGGGAACUAGACGUCCGGGCAGCCCUAGUUCUCCAUAUCCUGUCCAGGCCCGUAGCGCACCGCGCAACUCCAUCGUCUUCGGGGAGACAGACGGAUGUAUUGGUUUAUCCUCCUUUUGACACUGCUAGCAAGCACAGAGGGGGGAAUAGACGUCCGCAGAGGGUCCAGGAAGCGCACCGCGCAACCCAUCGUCACCUGAGGCAGACGGAUCUAUUGUUCCUUUGA
Acanthosepion pharaonis is the source of this 708-nucleotide messenger RNA. Lineage: Eukaryota; Metazoa; Mollusca; Cephalopoda; Sepiida; Sepiidae. The record is from the annotation of a GenBank genome assembly.